UUCGAAGCGCGACGGUUGCGUCCGUCGGUCGCUCCCUGCAUCGCUCAAAACAAAACGCUUGCAUUUUAAAACCCACCUUGACUUUGUUCGCUAAAGAAAAAAAAAAUACAAAGGGAAAUGUCUUUACCUUGUGAAGAAAAACAAAUAACAACGAUUCGCUUGUACGUUUGAAUUUUAAGUAUUGCCAAUAACCGGCGGAAAUAUACGGACUAUAAUACUGCAUAGUUGUAAGGUGUUCUCGGUACGUGAAAAAGGGACGACUAAGCCUUGUGUGCAGGGGUUUACAUCUCGUCUUUUGCAUAUUUUUUAUUUUUUUUUUGAUAUCUACCUUUUAUCGAUUAAGUGCUGUGCGGGACGUGUAUUGUGUGAAGUUUUUUUCCUUUCUCAAUAUAGAACAAAAACGAUGAAUCGAAUGAAGGAAAGUCACAGACACAGAUUUCUUUGAAAGUGGAAUCGAUAGACAGAGAAAUAAAAGAAAAUCGGAACGAAGAUAACUCUGGGAAUGUUUUGAGGAACGUUGAGCAAAAUAGCGUCGAAUCGUCGUCGAUCAACAUCGAUCUACCUACAUAUAAUACAUAUAUCUAUUCGAAUAUCCAAGUUGGUGGGGAAAGUUUACCCCGCGUUUCAUCGAUCGAUCCGCCGAUUGGAAUACAUAUAUUUAUACCCUGGGGUAUCAACCAUGCUGGACUUUCGGGAACGAAUGCCAAGUGCGAAAAACUGGGCGUCUCGAUGUGUCGUGGUCUCGGUUACAAUCUGACCGCUAUGCCGAACUUCAUGGGUCACGAGGAUCAGAUUCUAGCCGAAAGAGGGGAGACAAGAAAAGAGAGAACGAUGAUGAUGAUAAUAAUAAUAACAAUAAUGAGAAUAAAAAGAGAAGACUCCGCGAGACAGUGCAGCGGCACGGCGGAAAGACAGGCAUCCCGUUGUCUCCGUGAGAGGAGAGAGAGGCUGCAGCGAAGCCGCGGCGGGCAGGUCGCUUGUCACUAACCGCGUUAAUGCCCUUAGUUCACUACAACUGCUCUCGUCAUCUCAAGUUCUUCCUGUGCUCGGUAUUCGCUCCAGUUUGUUCGGAGCACAUAGCGAUGCAGAUACCAGCCUGCAAGCCACUCUGUCUCUCCGUUCGUAGAGAUUGCGAGCCCGCGUUGUCCAGCCUCAAUCUUCCCUGGCCGCAUAUGCUCGAUUGCGAAAGAUUUCCCGACGGGAAAACCGUCACGCUCUGCGUGCAGCCAGUUGCGGAGGAAAUUUUACAGCCGGCUGAUCAAGUGCCGGCAUCGAUACCGUCUCUCCAGCCAUCGAUCCAGCAGCAGAUUCCGCAGCAGUGGCCCGUCGUGCAGUCGGUACAAACAGCUCAGCCCAUAAUACCGGUUCGAGGUAACAACCUGCACCAUCAUCGAUGCCCGCCUCACUUCGUUCAAACGCCUGACGUAGAAACGAUAACCUGCGCGCCUAGAUGCGGUUCCGACGUUUACUUCAGAUCGGAGGACAAGAAGUUUGCCGAACGAUGGAUGAUCGGAUGGGCAUGGCUCUGUUUUCUGUCGACCCUUUUCACCCUCCUAACGUUCUGGGUCGAACCGUCUAGAUUCCGCUACCCGGAACGGCCAAUAGUGUUUCUGGCUCUCUGUUACAACCUACUUUCGGUUGCUUACACGAUUCGCGGCGCGGUUGGUCCGGAAAAUUUGAGCUGCGCCACUCAGGAGAACGGACCAAGCUACGUUCCGGUUCACGACGGACUGCGAAGCAUUCCUUGCACGCUUUGGUGGCUCGCUAGGCAUUACUUGGCCCUUGCGAGCAGUGCCUGGUGGGCUGUUUUGUGCGGAUGCUGGUUACUCAGCGCGAGAAACGAGUGGAGCAGCGAGGCCCUUCACAACAUCGCGCCGUACCUUCAUGCAACGGCCUGGGGAAUCCCCGCGCUCCUUACGGGAGGUAGUUUGCUGUCGCGGAGCGUAGCUGCCGAUGAGCUUACCGGGCUCUGUCAAAUAUCCGACGAAUCCGCACUUUGGCUCGAGGUUUUACCCCACGCGACGCUCCUUCUCCUUGGUUGCAUAUUUGCAAGCAUCGCCGGAGCGGCCCUUGUCCGAGUGAGACGUGCCGUUCGACUUGCCGGAAGAAGCGCGACAAAAUUGGAGCGGCUUAUGACCCGUCUGGGGAUAUUUGCGCUCCUCUACGCGCUUCCGGCGCUGGGAGGCCUCGCCUGCGUCCUUCACGAGUCGUCGGUCAGGCCGAGUUGGCGAACACUUGCUCUGCUGACCGCUCUUGACUGCAGAGUCACACAAAACUGCUCUCCAGGUCCAAGUUACAGAGCUGCUGGUCUGGAGGUCGUCUUCUUGAGAUUGUUUCUCUCUCUCGUAGUCGGCGUCACUUCCGGGAUGUGGGUCUGGUCGGGAAAGACCUGCAGAGCUUGGAGCAGGCUGCUCGCCGCGCCCAGCAAACCGCUUAGGCCACCCGAAGUUAUGCAACCCCUUGGUUACAACAUGUUUCAAGGAUACAAACCUGACAGUGGCAACACGGCGUAGAUACGCAAGUGCGUUCGAUGUUGGUCAUAUUGCGGUUGUUUUAUUAUUCGCGUCACGCGAUGGUGAACCGUUUGUGAACAUUCUUUGACAUUCGAUCAAUUGAUAUAGUUCUGUGUAUAUUUAUUUAUAUCUACUAUGUGUUAUGGAUAUUACAGUGGACACAUUACUGUACCUUAUUUAUGACGAGCAAGAUUGAGCCCUGCAAAUGAACAUUAUGAAUGGAAACAGAGAGCACGAAUAUAUCAAAAUACCGUAUUGCUCCGAAUGUAUGUCAAGGCUAUUUGUCAUUGACAGCAACUGUCAACAUCGUAUCCGUCUUAUACGCGGACCCGUAUUAUGUUCGGGCAACUUAGAAACACACCCUAAAAUACUGUCUAAAAAUUAGAGGUUGACUUACACUCGGAAUAAGACGGUAGUUUUGUCUAGUUCUAUCGCGUACAUUUAAUAUUAUUAUUAUUCUACAGCCAACGAUAUUUUUUGUAUAUACCUUGUAUAAAGUGUAAAUAAAAAAUCUCAUUUUUUUUUGUAA
Messenger RNA from Neodiprion virginianus, 3042 nucleotides. Its product is annotated as frizzled-9-like. Gene Ontology annotation, molecular function: Wnt receptor activity; Wnt-protein binding. Gene Ontology annotation, biological process: canonical Wnt signaling pathway; non-canonical Wnt signaling pathway. The coding region runs from base 996 to 2513 and encodes 505 amino acids. Gene Ontology annotation, cellular component: plasma membrane. The record is from RefSeq and is a predicted model, not a curated record. NCBI's taxonomy places the organism in Eukaryota, Metazoa, Arthropoda, Insecta, Hymenoptera, Diprionidae. The transcript is spliced from 8 exons.